This is a messenger RNA of Blepharisma stoltei, 210 nucleotides long. The record is from the annotation of a GenBank genome assembly. Lineage: Eukaryota; Ciliophora; Heterotrichea; Heterotrichida; Blepharismidae.
AUGAACCUGAUACGCUGCAGUCUGGACUAUAGAUAUUCAAUUGAUAUAAUCAUCAGGCAGUUAGAUAUCAUUGUGAAUGCUACAGUACUUUAUUCAGUAGCUAUGUGUGCGUUUUUAUCUUGUAUUGAAUGCUUACUUAAAUUAUCAACCAAAACAAUGGAAAGAUUUUCAAUUUUUUCGUCAAUUUUGACAGAUAGUUUAAUAAUCUAG